AGGCCUGGGGGUUAUACAAAUUUUUGGUGCAUAUUGUUGGAUAUUAUCAACUUUUACAAAAAUAACUCAACUGUUAUGGGUUCUGCAUGUUAUAAUUUCAAUAUGCGUGAAUACAUGUUUUUAUCAACUGAAUUGAAGAGAGCAAUAAUUGAUUUGAUGCGCGCAAUAUAACUGAAUUGAUGAUAUCUGCAUUUGUUAGAGUUCAUGAUAAUUUGGUGCUCCAUAGAAUUCUCUCUUAAUAACACGAACAACUAUCUCUAAUCUGAUUCACCGCAGUAGUCUGUCUGUAAGAUAACUUAUAGUACUGAGAAAGGGGGGGGGACCAAGAUAUUUUCCCUGCCUUUCGGUUACCUCUUCCACAAGAUUUUAUUAUUGGUAAGAUACCUCUUGAAAGUAGUUGGUAAGAAACUUUGAACAAAAAGUGGACCAAGGUGCGAUUAAGCGCUUAGAAUUGGACAUAAAAUUUGAGCAGUUGAAUUUUCCCCCUUCAAUGUUGAUGUCAUUGACCGCAAGGGAAUUACUCUCUGGGUGACACAAAGACGCGGAAUAAUACAGAAUCUCCGUCAAAUUCAUUAAUUAGCAGAAUAAAUCAUCAACCUUAUGUAUAAUCCAAGAUUCUCAAAAAUCAAUGGGGUAACUCUGAUUAAUAAAAAAAACCAAACAUUGAAAAUGUUCACACCCACCCCUCCCCAUAUGUGUUCAUGUACACUGUCCGUACAAAUCAGUUUUAACUUCAGUCAAAGGUCACUAACUACUAACGAUCUCAAAUAUGGAGACUCUAAUCUGCUUAAUCAGGGAUAAACACGGGGUCACAGACGAUUAAUAGUGGCAAAACUCUCACCAAAUCUGCACCGUUGACAACAGGCUAGUGUGCAUUUAUGGAAAAUGAUAGAAACUGGAGUCAGUUAGUUUAGAGACAAAUCAAGUUGGAGAUACAUUCGCCAUCGAUACCAGUGUCAUAAAAGAUGAUGAGGAUUUGUGUCUUAGUUAUUUUUACAAUCAUUACAGUACUGAUACGCAAUGCUGGUAAGUUUUUCGUUUCAAACAAUUAUUCAUAAUUCUAAUAAAACACGAACGAUUGUUCUCUUCAUGUGUUCCAUAUUUAAAUAAAUAAUAUUUUCACAGGAUAAGUUAUAAAAAAUCAUUUAUUUAUAUAACACCGUCAACCGAAUUCGAAACAGAAUUUGUAUAGCUUCUGUAGUAUUCAUAUUCUGUAAGACACUGGAUAAUACCGGUAUUUUCCUUUUCUUGAAAUACACACUAUAUACUAAAUUCAUUGUUGAAAGUAUACCGUUCCGUUCAUGUCGGAUUUUUUAUUAUUCUAAGUUUAAAACCGCUAUUAAGCCAUCCACAAUCUAAUUAGUUUGGGUAUUCCAAAGGAUUGGUUUUAUACCAAUCCUUUGGAUUACUUAAUACUAAAUACACUGUACAUAUAGCAAGUAUUUGAACAAAUAUUAAUAUAAGAACACAUUAAUCGUGUUCGAAAAAAUUUAAGUCAAGCACUGCAUCAUGCAUAACAAAAAUGACUUUUUAAACACCAAUGCUCCAAAUUGAUAUCAUUAUAUAUCAGACACUAGAGAACAAUGUCUUUUGUAGGUGCAACGUGCACAUUUCCAGACGAACUUCGUGGGAUAUGGUACAGUUCCUCCAAAGGGGAGCUAAAUUUCACCGACUCGACAGUCUAUGGUUAUCCCAUCCAAAUGUCCGCCUUAGUUUCCUCUCUUGACUUCACCUGCGAGGAAAACAGCGGGAAAAUUUACCUUCUAAAAUCGACGACCGCGGUAAUAGCUUUUGGUCAGCUGAUAGAUUCUUAUAUCUGCCUCGACAUUCAGAGAAUAUCUGCCACAAAGUACAGAUACUACAUCGGAACCACCCGAGAGUCUAGCAUCGAUGACUUCGUGUACGGCAUAAUGACACAAACCAAUAUCACCAUGAGUGAUGCUUGCAACAGGGCCACGCCCUAUGAAACAGGAACCUUCAUCACACUGGUCAAAGACGGCAAGUACACCAAUGAUUCUGAAAACAAGUUCAGCACCCAGUUACACAAAAGUUGGUUCCAACUAUUGUUCAGCUGACCAUGUUCUUGAUUAAAUGUCUCCUAAAUAUUAAAAUGUUUUCGUGAAGCAAAGAAUGUAAGUACGCCAUCCAAUCGUCUGGAAUUUGAUGUUGGUGCUUUCAAGCAAGAACAAUGUUUCAAGAAAAUUUCUCCCAAGAAAUAGAACGAUUUUGCAAGCAAAUUUUUUUUAAAGGCGUGUAAGUCAGGAUUUUUUUUUUAAUAUGAAGCAACAAUUUUAUUUUUGUUAAGUAAAGGUGUUUAUUUUCUGCUUUCAUUUCUGCAGUUUUAAUCACGUUGAAUUUACAAUGCAUUAUCGCGGUGUCCCUUCACGUAGACAUUGAAUUGUCCUUCGUUGGUGUUUAUAGACAAGACUUGAAUAGGUAUACUAUUUUAGCACCUAAAAAUAUCGUUCUAUUUUUUGGAAAUAUGAGCACUGUUUGCUAUACAUACAAUUUAUACUGCAUUUUGAGUUGGGCUGAUUGUAUACAUUUUUGUACACAAUAUAUCACACUUACAUGGUGCAAAGGGUUGGAAACCGGGCUGUAUAAAACAUGUAAAAGAACAAGUUAGCGGAAACGUGCGAGUGUAUGUUGAUGGCAAGUGGAUAUCAGUUAGUGAUCCGUAACUACAACCUUUGUGCAACUGAGUUCUAGUAAUCUAAUGAAUUAAUAACUGUAUAAUGUAGAAUUAAAACAAAAAAUCCAAAGAAUUACACAACAGCACGCAGGGUCACAUUUUUGGUGAAUUAUUAUGGUAAACAGGUGAAGUGUACACUGGUUCUGCUCUAGCGACAUGUCCCCCUGACCUUCUGGCAAUCUACUCAUCCGCAACAUUACAGAACUCGGACGCGUCUACAACCUG
Messenger RNA from Ostrea edulis (European flat oyster), 2917 nucleotides. RefSeq lists its product as uncharacterized. The coding region runs from base 1584 to 2075 and encodes 163 amino acids. Lineage: Eukaryota; Metazoa; Mollusca; Bivalvia; Ostreida; Ostreidae. The transcript has 2 exons. The record is from RefSeq and is a predicted model, not a curated record.